CGGGGCCGGAAGCGGAAGUCGCUUGGCCAAGGGCGUCCGAUGUAAACAAGUAAAAUGGCGGAGCUGGAUGUUUUGGGGGAGAGUGGAGGAUUGACCAGGUUGCCAGAGGAGGUACUGGAGCAGAUAUUCUGCUGCCCGUCGUUGAGCCAUAUGGAUGUGGUGAGCGCCUGCCUGGCCUGUAAGAAGCUGCAGGAGGUUUGUCAGGGCCGGAGUGCCGUAUGGAAACACCAGUUCAGGCGGAGAUGGCCCACACUGAUGAAAUACUACAGUACUACAGGAAGUCAUAACUGGUGGGAAGAAUACCGAACACGGCAUUCUAUUGGUAGACAAGUGCAAGCAAUGGUGGACACCUUUUCAAAGCGAUUCUUUUCAAAAGAGGUUCCUGUUGAUGGCUUUAAAGACGUUGAGGCUCUAGGUGGUCCAUUCUGUUUUAUUGAACAUGAAUUGUUGUCAAUUCUAAAUAUGGAUGGAAGGAAGUAUCUGACAUGGAAAUAUUAUUCUCGCAAAAUCCUGUGUUAUCUUCGUCAGAGGGACAUCAUGGAAAAGUUGAAGGAGUUUCUCUUAACUCUUCCAGAACACCAAAAAUUAAUAGAAGGUGUUGUGCUGAUAGACCAAUACUGCAACCCCUUAGCAGACAACUCCCUGGAGAAUAUCCUAUUACAGCUGAAUUACAUUACAGAUGAGGUGAAAAAAGCAUUGCGUUUAACACACUCUUAUCAUCCAAGUAUCACUGCAAGAAAAGAUGAUGUGUUUAUUGAUGAUCUAGAACUACAACAACAGGUUCUGGAUGCUAUGAACCAUGUAUUAUACAAGCAACUCAAAUUUAAAGGAAAUGAAGAAGAUUAUUACAACCCCAUGAAUUCCUAUAUACACCAGGUGCUUAGCCAAAAGAAAGGAAUUCCUAUCACACUCUGUGUGAUAUAUUCAACCAUAGGCAAGAAUCUGGGUGUUCGACUGGAGCCGGUCAGCUUUCCAAGUCACUUUCUCUUAAGAUGGUGCCAAAAGCCUGAAGGGAGUACUGAUAUUUUAGACUAUGUCUACAUUGAUGCCUUUGACAAUGGAAAACCACAUACUGCAAAGGAAUGUGAGCAUUUGAUUGGUCAGCAAGUUACAUCUAAGUUUUACAAUUCAGUUACCACAAAAGAUGUGUUGUUCCGCAUGGUUACAAACCUGUUUCAUUUGGGAAAGAGAGAGGGAAGUGACCAAUCUUACCAGUUACUACGCAAUGCUCUUGAUUUAUAUCUCACCUUGGCUCCUGAUGAUGUUCAAUACCUAAUGCUUCAGGCUAGACUUUACUUUCAUUUGGGAAUCAAUCCAGAAAAGGUGCUGGACGUUCUUCAGCACAUACAGGCUGUCGAUCCCUUGCAGCAUGGUGUGGUGGGACACUUAGUCCAGCUAACCUUGGAGCAGAUUGCACGCAAAAACCAAACAACUGAAAUUCAAGUAAAACGCCAUACAGAUGAAAAGCACAGAAAAAUACAGUUUUCAGUGGGGCUUAUUAUGAAGCACAAAAGGUAUGGUUACGACUGUGUGAUAUAUGGAUGGGAUCCCAAGUGUAUGAUGGGGUUGGAUUGGAUGCGAACAAUGGGAGUCCAUAAUCUACCACAUGGGCCUGACCAGCCGUUCUACAAUGUUCUUGUUCAGGAUGGCUCAUGCAGAUAUGCUGCACAAGAAAAUCUAAUUUGUAAUGCAUCACCACUGGAAAUAGGCCAUGAAGAAGUUGGUCGCUACUUUUUAGAAUUUUCUGGCACACACUACAUUGCGAAUGAAGAGCUGCAGAACCAGUAUCCAGAUGACAUGGCGCUGACAUCUCAACUUGUAGAGAAGAUUAGAAACUGCUAUUCCUGGAUAUCAGUCAACAAAAUACAGACGUGAACUUGAGAGUGGUGACGACGAUGAUGUAGAUUGCUUGGGAAGUCCAAGCUAUUGUGACAAUGUGAGCUUCUAAAUGGUGUAUUAGCAGAAAUUUGAGAUAUUAAAGUUUUGCUUAGUGGUGAAAAGGUGUCAUUUACAGA
Molecule: messenger RNA, 2015 nt
Organism: Rhincodon typus (whale shark)
Lineage: Eukaryota; Metazoa; Chordata; Chondrichthyes; Orectolobiformes; Rhincodontidae
Gene: fbxo21
Product: F-box protein 21
Exons: 13
Coding region: 55-1875 (606 amino acids)
Molecular function (GO): DNA binding; protein binding
Source: RefSeq, a predicted model, not a curated record